ACUGAGGGUCAGGCGAAGCCGGCGCGCGUGCGCACUCCGAAGCGCACCGGCCGCUAGUUGCCGUGGCAACGAGGAGUGGAUCUGAAAAGGUGCUUCGGAGAGAAGAGGAAGGGCCAGUGUGAGUUUGUCCUGCAGCGCUGUCCGACAGAAAAAAAGCUCUGGUUCAUAGAGAGGGAGAGAGGGCCGAACGCGGGUAGUGUUGACGCGGAAGGUGCGGGUCGCUGUGGGCGGUCCGCGGAUCCUUCCUAUAAGGCACAAGGCUGUGAUGUGGCGAGGGACCUCAAACCAAACUGGGAGAGUAUUUUAAACUUAGAUGCCGUCUCUCCAGUGCAUUUCUAUUGACGCAUGUAUUAAUUGCCUUCUGAUCACUGAAAGCAAUCGGUGAUUAAAUGGCUUGUCGUCUAGUCCUGUGUUUUCCUACCUGGCACAACCUCCUAACCGUGUGCAAACUAAUUACAGUCAGUUUGCUGUUGUGGCAAUUAGCGUCAGGCAGAGGUUUAUUUCUCACCUAUUGCCAGUCCAACGGGUCACCAUUAUGUUUUCUCAUACAGUUCGACUACAUCUGGCAUGUUUCGUUAUUUUUUAAAUCAUACAAUUUGCUAAUGCUAUGUGACUUUAGUGAGGCACAGUUUUAACGCUUUUUACCUUGACAUUAGUCACAACGGCACAAUACAAAUCUGGUGAAAUUGUAGACCAAAGAGCUACCUACUGGUUAACGAUGGUAUGAAUCUUGUUAAAAAAAAUAAACUAUUUUUAUGAUGCAUACUUGGUCAUUGCCAAGUUAGAGGCAUUUUGAAUUUGGAAAAUAAUAACAGUGACCUUUCAGUAGUUUACAUGCCUUCCUCCAGCCAAGGCUACUGUAAGAAAUACUGCAUACAAACUUCUUUCAUAGAUCUCCAUGCCAGCAAUGAAAAGGAGCAAGAAGCAGAAAAAAAUGGAAGUUAUUGUAAUGGGAUGCUAAAGAUUGUUGAAGCCUCACCACGGUGUUUCCUGAUACAGCAUGUUAAAAAAUAAGGAUCGUUCAUCUAAAAAAAGUAACUUAGCAGUCUCUGCAGUUGCCUUACAAGACCACAUAUUACGUGAUCUUCAACUUGGACAUCUCUCAGUAGCAGAUCCUUGUAAGACAAAAGUGCAAAAGAAAGAGAACAAAUCACAAUCUCUCAGAAAAGGCUCGGCAGCCAUGAUGGACACUGGACUUAGAAAGACUGCAGAGGGGCCUAAAGGGGAAGAUCCAGAGAAGGAAUAUGUUCUAGACCCCACACCACCACCGUUAACUUUAGCCCAGAAACUGGGUCUCUUGGCACUUCCCCCAUUACCACUGUCAUCAGAUGAAUGGGAGAAAGUGAAGCAGAGAUCCCUUCUACAAGGGGACUCCAUGCAGCCAUGCCCAAUAUGUAAAGAAGAAUUUGAGCUCCAACCCCAGGUACUGCUUUCCUGCUCACACGUGUUCCAUAGGGCAUGCCUUCAGGCUUUUGAAAAGUUCACAAAUAGAAAAACCUGUCCUCUCUGUAGAAAGAACCAAUAUCAAACGAGAGUGAUACACGACGGGGCUCGUCUGUUCAGAGUAAAGUGUGCCACCAGAAUCCAAGCCUAUUGGAGAGGGUACAUCGUUAGAAAGUGGUAUAGAAACCUGAGAAAAAUGAUCCCACCUACGGAUGCCAAAUUAAGGAGAAAGUUCUUUGAGGAAAAGUUCACAGAAAUCAGCCACCGAAUCCUGUGCUCAUACAAUACCAACAUAGAUGAACUCUUCUCAGAGAUUGACGUCUGCUUGGCAGUAAAUCGUAGCAUUCUUCAGCAGCUAGAUGAAAGGUGUGGCCAGGAGAUCACUGAGGAGGACUGGGAGAAAAUCCAAGCGCAGGCUGCUCACCAUGAGAUCUAUGAAUGUUCUAUCUGCCUGACUCCACUCUUCUUCCACUGCGAUGGUCGGCAAGCAGCCGCAGGGACCAGCAGCCAGCAUCCCCGAGAGACGGUCCUCCUGUCCUGUGCACAUCUGUUCCACAAUGCCUGCCUCCUGGCCUUGGAGGAGUUUUCUUUAGGAGACAAUGCUCCUUUCAACGUCUGUCCUCUCUGUCGCUCUUGCUACCAAAAGAAAAUUGUUGAAUAUUGAGUCCAUGUCCAGGAAGUUAAAUCUAGGACUAGAACAAGAGAGGGGAAAAGGCUACCUUGCUUUCGGAUGAGCUGAAUGAGUUCUGGGUUGAGGACUACACUACUGACUGUUCUUUGUGAUUAUAUAGAGAAAAUAUAAGUACCUAUUUGACUGUGAUCUUUAUUACAUAAAAAACAGCUUGUGUAUUUGUUGAAGUUAGUCACUUAAAAUAAAUGAAAAAUAGUGUUAUUUAGAAUGUGGCUAGUGUUAUGACCAAGAGCCAGGAAACCAGAACAGGUAAAACCCACUCAGUGGCAUUAGCAGUGCGGGAAUGGAGACGGGGGUCUAUCCUACAGGCCUUUCACGCUCCCGGCUCUUCCUAUCGCAAGGAUUUAAGUCUCCUUCACCUCAGCCUUCACCAGGGAAUCUGCUCUCUGUGCUGGGAGGCAGUGCCUGUGUGAGACAGCAUCCAGCCUGGAUGUCAGUGCAGCAGAGCAGCACGGGGCAAACAGAGGCAUGGUCAAGAGCUCAGAACUGUUCCCACACAGUGUGAGAAGCAUUUUACAACUCAUUCCUUAUUUUUAACCCUUUUAAAAUGAUAUAUGCAUUGAUAUAUAUAUUGUGAGUUAGUAUAUACAUGUUGUGCUCAAAUUCUUCUUAAUGACUAGAUAUACUAUCAUGACAUCUAGAGGAUAAUCUUAAGAGUACUCAGUGGUAGAGACAGGCUGCAUCUCAGAGAACUACUCUUCCAUUCCGGAGACUCAGCUGAGAGCACAGUGCAAACUUUUACCAUUCCACCAUGCCUUCUUUAGUCAGUGUCACAGGGAAAUCAGCAUUGAUUGGAACAUCUCAUGCCAGUGAGAAGGUUCAGAGGCCCAUCGAAUGUGAUGACCCUCUCACUGUGACUUCUUCCUCAGCACAGCUUCACUGUAAUGAACUGAUCUCCCCUUAGCUUAGCAGAUGUCUCUGCAUUUUUGCAAGAUUAAGCCGUCUUGUCACUGCCCACUCCCAUUUAUACUUAGGAAGCUUGCAUGCUCUGGGUUUUAGCAAUUGUAGUCUCCCUUUCUCCCCACAUUGCAGAUAGACGUGAGUUUUUCCACACUUAUAAACUUUUAUGGUUGCUGAUCUAUAUAGGACCUGACCCAUCCUUAGGCACUCUCAUUGCUAACUCAUGAACUGAGUAAGACACUGUCAAAGGAAUGCAUUUUCAGAGCAUUUUGGUCCAGAAAAGGUUUAUGUGAGCCAACAACAGGUGUUCUGAAGCUUCUGCUUGGAGAGCAAGAAGAGUCCUAGAAACCCAUGACAAGCUAGGGUGGAGUCCAGCCUUACGGUGCUUUGUAGGACUCCUUUCCUUUCAAAGUACAUGAGACAGACACAUCAUUAUAAGACUGCAGUGUCACACAGCCCUCUAUUAUUUAUCCUUACUACUCAGGACAUAGCUAAUGAGUUUUAUCCACAAAGUAUAGCUAGAACUGGACCUACUUCAAACUUUCUGAAUCCUAAGUAACAUUAUAGGUUUGAGUAGAGAAAGAGUGUAAGCAAGGGCUUCAGGUAGUGAGUGGCAAAAGCCAGCUGCUGCUGCUGCUAGUGUUAUUUUCAAGAUCAAAGUCCUUGCAAGAUACAUCCCUAAAAUUGGCCUCCUUUUAGAAUCACACCAUCUUAGACAUCUGCUUAUUGAUCUGCAGUAAGUACUGACUGCAUUUAAAGAAUAGAGGAGGUUCCUUAUGUUCCAUGGACAGGCAAGCUAGAGUGGCUACUCACACUCUCAAGUCCCAUCAACACACAGAAGUAAGCCUCCAAAAUUUGUCUGCUGUCUGCAAACUCUGAACAUGCCAAUGGGAGUCACUGGAAUCUAGCUGACCUGGCCUGACCUACCUCUUCACUCACGAAUGGGGCAACCUCAAAUACCUUCAGCUGUUUAGGCUAUGCUCCAAAGACAUGAAAUGGGGUAUGCAUUUCCUAUCUGACAGUUCAGAGCUGCCCAUGUGUCAGGGAGGAACACUUGUUUCCUGUCCCCAUGCUUCUUGCACAUCAGCCCCACGUCACAGUCUCUGAUGUGAGCUCACAGUAAGACACAUAAGACAUGGCGACCCACCCUGGAGCCUGAGCCAGUGCAGGCCUGCAAGAGAACAAAGGCCAGACUCUUCAAACAGUAAGCAGUGGGGACAGCCUGGGGUCUCAGGAACAUGGUCUGUGCCGUUUAAGUCUCUGGGUAUAAUGCUGUAGGAACUUAUACCUUUUAAAUUUCUGGGUAUAAUGCUGUAGGAACUUACAUCUUUGGUGCCAAGGUUUCAUGUUUGCAGCAGGACUUUUCAUAACAGUUCUUGGGUGGAAUGUGAAAACACUCAGAAAACUUUUGAGGCAACAAAUUUACCCAAUUAAUAUUCAAGCUAACACUAACAACAAACCAGAUUCAUUAUGUUUUUCAAAUGGAAACCUAGCACCCAUUUUGUACUAAUAGGUCAGGAAAUAGCUUCAUUUGUGCCUGGUAUUUAAAAAAAUAAUAAACAUCAGAAAAUGCCA
Messenger RNA from Rattus norvegicus (Norway rat), 4609 nucleotides. RefSeq names its product ring finger protein 32 (gene Rnf32). NCBI's taxonomy places the organism in Eukaryota, Metazoa, Chordata, Mammalia, Rodentia, Muridae. The record is from RefSeq and is a predicted model, not a curated record. Gene Ontology annotation, cellular component: cytosol; aggresome; endosome.